UAACUGCUUGAGGGAGCUCGAGGCCCCGUUGAUGGGCCCUAUAUAUCAGGGUAGCGAGCAGUCCAUACAGCCUGCUGCUUCCCUCAGAGGCUACCUAUCUGGCGCCCUGUAGCUUCCUCAUGGGAAAUCCUCGUCUCACACUUCUUCGCCCCAACCCGACUUUUGGAAAUCAACGUCCUUUUGCCUCCGUUAUUUUUAAAUCAUUAUCAUCACCGAACAUUCUAGUUUUGCCGCGCCAUGGGCAACGAAAUCUUUGGCCACAGCUUCACCAACUCUUCCGAUCCGAACUGGGUUCCAGAGCCGGGCACGCGAGGAACUUUCAGUAUUCUGUCCGUGUGUCUGGUCACUCUCGGCUUGUGUGUUUGGACGGCGAUACACUUGAAUGUGCCCGAGCACAAUGAACCCGGUUGGAAGCAGCUGUUGCGCAAGAUUGGGUGGUUGAUGCUUAGUUUGUUGAGUCCUGAAAUUAUUGCCUAUACGGCCUAUCAACAAUAUGUGCAGGCUAGGUCACUUGUCAACAUAAUGAAUAAGCACGACAGUGACUCGUCUUAUGGUUUGGACUUGCUUUUUGGCAGGGACUCGUUUUGCGAAAGCGAUUCACUCUGCCAUGAUGACUCGCCACCCCGCAGAAAGGGUAUCACGGACAUUAUGACGUGCUGGCUACCCUGUUUAUCACGACGCCGUGGAAAGGACGAGGAGGAUCCUCCUUCAACCACAGUUCACACUAUUGAAAAGUGGACCAUGGUACAUGGAUUCCUGGCGGCCAUGGGAGGCAUUGCGAUAGAGAUUGGGGAUAAUGAUCCUGAAGUCGAUGUUGCAGACAGAAUCGCAAACUUCCUCCCAGCCCAAAAUGUUACUAAAAUUCAAUGGGAACGCAAACGACUCAUCAUUAACAAGAGUCAACGACAGCGCACGCAGCUCACAUUGACCCCGAAAGGGUUACAAUUCUUGAAGGAACAUGGCCACGAAAAGUUGAUUCCUGAGCUGUCUGAGAAUAGGAUAAAAGACAAAAGCAAAGGAAGCGCCUUCGCGAAAACACUUGUCUGCAUCCAAGCAUCCUGGUUUUGCGUCCAGUGUCUCACACGAUUUGCGCAAGGCCUAGCAAUCAGUCUGCUCGAGCUCAACACACUCGGUCAUGCAAUUUGCACAUUGUUUAUCUAUGCGUUAUGGUGGGAUAAACCCCUCGAUAUCGUCGAGCCUGAAACGGUCUUGAUCCGCCCCAGCAUGAAGUGGGAAGAGCUGGAAAAGGCCAAGCUCAUCGCAACCAUGUGUUCUAGGAGCAGGCUGGACAAGAAGGCCGCGGAAUCGGAUCAUCUCCACUUCGAUGGUGAGAUGUUCGCUUUUCCUGUGCACUGUAGCACGAAAGAUGGGUCUGGUUAUUAUGUCGACUUGUCAAGGCAGCCCUUGAGAGAAACGCGGUAUAAACUCAAAAUAUGGAACAAAAUCCCUAAAAGGCGAAAGCGAUAUGAAGUCUACGGGGCAGGACUAAUUACAAUCGACAACCAUGGCUAUGGCUAUGACGACGGAAUCAGGCUUGGACCUUUUUUUGCCAUGAUAUUCCAUGGUGGGAUUAAUGCGAAUGUUCCUAGACUCUAUUUAACCGUCAAACAAUCUUCUGCUCUUCUUGGAAUGGUCAGAUCACGUCCUCAAGAGGAGCAUGUUUUCACCCUUGGGUCGGGUAGCGGAGGAGAAGGUGUCUGGGAUGGUGUGAAACUAACCGGACAAAGCAUACGGGAUUCGACCAAAAAGGGACCUUUCAGCGCAUUCCGUUCCCCAGAUUCUUCGCCAUAUUCUACGUCUACAAAUGAGAUGACUCGCAUCGUUAUUCAGUAUUCUGACAUUAUCAGAUGGCAAUUAGCCCUGAAAUACGCUCAGUCUCAUCGUACGAUCUUGGCACAACACAUGUACAUUGACGGAUUAAAAGACACGUUCACUGACCGGGUUCGCAAUCUGCCCCGGUUUCAAGACUACGAGAACUAUUUCGAACUCUUCAUCGGAUUCGGGUUCGUGGCUCUUAUCUACGGCGGGCUCCAUUGCGUCGCUUGGAACGCGCCGUUCACCACCAGCGUCGAACGAAUCCUCUGGAGAAUCUCGAGCAUCACCAUAGCCGCCACAGGUAUCUUGGUCGCUUGCGUGUUUAGUUGGACCAAGUUCCCGCCCUUCUGGCAGAAACCAAUUGGUACAGUCUUCGAUAUUCUCUCUGUUUUGGAAAGCAUGAACUACUACUACGACAUUUAUCAUUGGUGCAGUGGGUGUAAAGUCAGUCAUGGGCUACUUGCAUUUUUUUUGCAACAACCCUCUUAUGAGAACAACAAACUUGUCAGGAUACUCUGCCAUAUGGCAGUGUGGCUGGUCCAUUCCCCUGGAUUUUUACUGAUCGGUUUGAUAACAUUUCUCAUUUACCUUUUCAAAGCCCUGCUCGACAUAUUCACAAUUUUAUUCAUGGUGCUUUACGUCCUGGCACGCAUGUACUUGGUCGUCAUCUCGUUCAUCAACCUCGCGCACUUACCGGACUCGGCAUAUCAGUUGCCUCAGUGGUCUCGGUAUGUUCCUCACAUUGGAUAAAGGCCGGACUUAGCAAGCAAGAGAGGAUAUUCUGAGGGAAGGUCGAGGGCGAAGUUUUGAAGAUGGUCUUUUUUUAUAAAGACUCAACCACGUCGUGUUAUAAUUUGUCUGUUUUUAGCGUCUAGUACUUCUCAAAUAUAUGCAGACGAUAUAUGAC
Molecule: messenger RNA, 2722 nt
Organism: Neurospora hispaniola
Lineage: Eukaryota; Fungi; Ascomycota; Sordariomycetes; Sordariales; Sordariaceae
Exons: 5
Coding region: 238-2565 (775 amino acids)
Source: RefSeq, a predicted model, not a curated record